Messenger RNA from Suillus bovinus, 1500 nucleotides. RefSeq lists its product as uncharacterized. The transcript is spliced from 4 exons. The record is from RefSeq and is a predicted model, not a curated record. Bases 1 to 1500 code for a protein of 499 amino acids. NCBI's taxonomy places the organism in Eukaryota, Fungi, Basidiomycota, Agaricomycetes, Boletales, Suillaceae.
AUGCUCAACAAAAUGCCUAUGCCUACUGCUGCAGACAUCGCUCGCAUGACGUACAAAGGGGCAGAACAGCUCCGGAGCGAACAGCGUCCAGGAGGGGACCCAAGUAAACUGGACUUUGGGACGGUACCGACCUGCUAUAAUUGUGACAUACCUAUCAUGGAUCGCAAAUGUCAUACUGCAAACUGGAAGACAGGGAGGUUUGGAGCACAAGGUCACAAAUUCUUUUGUGCAAAGAAUAAGGUACAUAUGGAGAAGGUCCCGCAAGUGCAAGCCCUUCUGAAGCAAUUUCCUUGGGGUCGCAUCGAGACGGAUGGCACCUUUGCCGAACCCAUUGUGCGCGCCUAUUACCAUGUCUUGGGUGCAGAGGGCUUCGGCUACUGGAGCAUUCCUGGAGGCUCCAACGCACACCUUAAACAGCCUCGGAGUAAUACUUCCGACCCAUCUAGAGCGCUUCGUGUCGACGAUGCAAAGGAAUUUGAACACGGCUAUAUGCUGCUUUCAGACAAACUGUUGACGGAUGAGACUGGCUGGAAGUUGGAGAAGCGUUUGAUCCCCCGAUUGGUUUUUGAGCUUGGCACGGAGCCCGAGCUUGCUUCCAAGGUGGAUAUCGUGGACUGGGACUCAUGGUACAAGUGGCGAAAUAUUCCCAGGGAAUCACCAGCAGCCUUGUUAUUGCAUUACCCUCUCACCGUAUACCAGCUUUUGGUGAACGUGCUCCAGGUCGCAGGGCCCAAAAGAAAUUCUUCAGAGAGUCGACAGGCACUUAACGUACACUAUAUUGGCGCCGAAGUUGAAUUGAAUAUGCUUCCCCUAUUCUCUGAACUAGCGUUGCUGCUUCCUCACACAGACAUCAAGAUGACUUUCUUCGGCAUCGCAGUCCACUCUAUCGUUAGUAAGGCGAAGAAGAAUAGCAUCGUUAUGAAGGCGAAACAGAACGAGCCAAUUUACACCUACACCAGCCCGGCAUCUUGCGGAGCCAGCACUCUGUCCAUUUUUCUUCAUGGAGAUCAUGAAAAUUGGGACCCGCGGCUCCCUUUACUCCUAAACAGCAAACCGGACGCUAUCGUCGGUCUGAAUGCUGGACUCACCAGCUAUCCAGAGUGGCAGUUCGUCAUUUUGUCUUGUCAUACUGACAAUACGCCCUUCGCCGUCACCGAAUAUGCAGAACAAUCUGCCGAACUUCAAAGAGAUGCAAUUCCUCAGAUCAUUGCACGUGCCCUCCCUCGCUUACACUCAGCAGGCAUGAAUGGUUUGGAGCUUCACAAUUUCACACGACCCAGAAAAUACCCUAUCGCAUUUAAUCCGUUUCAACGUCCUGGACAGAGAAACUUGGGCUCGGUGCAUUUACCAAACGUACCGAACGGGUUCACGAUGAGAGUGGUUGGUAACGACGAGCAGGAGAUCAUCCACCCGGUAUCCGCUGGCAUCCCUGUACCGGCUUCCGACUUGAGUGAACUACUCCAGAAGACGGAACAGUUUUCGCUGAACGGUUUGGACUGA